AUGCCCGGAGGGCUCACAGACACCCCGCAGCAACCCCACCAACUCUCAAGCAGGUCCCAUGGACGACUACCUGCAAACCCCCGCAGCCUUGACACGCGAGCAGGUGGGCCCAGAAAUAGCCGAUGCCCGACCUGUUCACAGCCCCUGGAGGCCGAAAGCUCCACACUCGCCAACGUCAGCGCGGACAUCAGGGCAGUGGCAUGCCAGAUGGUCACAAAAACUGACCUCCGGACCCUAUCGGGCGAUCUACACACCGCAAUCCACUUUGAGGUGGCUGCCCUAAAGUCUGAGAUCACGGUGCAUGGUGGCAGGCUCCAAAAACUGGAGGAGACUGUACGAGACACGGUGGAGAAGGCAGGAACCAACACUACUGUGACCACCAGACAAGGGAACAUGCUACUGGCCCUGCGAAGACAGACAGAGGACCUGGACAAUAGGGGCCGCCGCUCCAACAUCCGCGUUCGCGGACUGCCUGAACCAUCCACCGAGGAAGACAUGGAGGCCACGCUGAAGGCCCUAUUCCGAGAAAUACUAGGAGCUGACAUGCCAGAUAACCUAGCAUUUGACCGAGCACACAGAGCAAACAGACCCAGGCUAGCAGACAACAUUCCACGAGACAUCAUCUGCUGCCUGCAUCACUAUAAGCACAAAGAAAGCAUAAUGCUAAAGGCACGCUCUAGGCCAUUAUGGAGAUUCCGUGGAGCGGACGUGGCCUUAUUUCAAGAUCUUUCACCGCUCACACUCAACGCCCGAAGGGCCCCUAUAACAUCCCCUAUAAAUGGGGGUUCCCUUUUGCUCUACUUGCAAGACACCAGAAUGACUGAGUGCCCCUGCGCUGGCCGGAGGAGUGCCUGGGAUUUUUGCACUGCAUGGGCCUACCACCCACUGAAAUAA
This is a messenger RNA of Pelobates cultripes (western spadefoot toad), 894 nucleotides long. The record is from the annotation of a GenBank genome assembly. Lineage: Eukaryota; Metazoa; Chordata; Amphibia; Anura; Pelobatidae.